CGGAUGGGCUGUGGGUUACCAAGGUGAUUUGACUUACGUAGCUGAGGCAACAUGGCGAACUCCGGUGGAGUGACCGUGGAUGACAUGAUGCGAUAUGCUGAAUAUACUCCAAAAACAAGCGUUAGGAGUGAUGCGGACAUAGACCGACGGCUGGGAGGGACUCUGAUUGCAGUCGGUCUUGGUGUGGCUGCUGCGGGUUUUGCAGGCCGCUAUGCAUUCCAGUUGUGGAAACCUCUUGGACAAAUCUUCUCUGAAACGGUCAAGAAGAUGCCCACAUCAGCUUUCUCAUCAUAUUAUAAAGGAGGUUUUGAGCAGAAGAUGUCCAAACGAGAGGCCAGCCUCGUUCUUGGCAUCAGCCCAACCAGCACUAAGGCUAAGGUACGCGAGGCCCAUCGGAGGAUCAUGGUCCUGAACCAUCCAGAUAAAGGUGGGUCACCGUAUCUCGCUGCUAAGAUCAACGAGGCCAAAGACCUUUUGGACAAGGAGACCCGGCGAUGACCUGCACUGUUAACGAACAUUUUAGACGUCCAUCACCUUGUGCAUCAUCUCAGCUCUAUAGUGCUGCUCCAUCGACACCACACCGAGGCAUCCACUCGUGACAGUUUAACAAGGUUACUUAUCUUCGACUUAAUUUGUCAACAUUGUGAACAUAUAUAUAUGUAUCUCAACCAAGAGUGAGAUAUUGCCUUGAAAUGAAAGUCAUUUUGAAUGUUAGUUUAGGUGUUAUAACUGUAGGCAUGGGUAGCUAAAGGUGUAGAGUCGCCCUCUAGUGGUAGCUGUUUUACAUCGAGUACUUCUGCUGGUUCAUGACUUGCUGUGUAUAAAAUUUUAUUAUGAGUGUACAAAUGCUGAACAUAAGGUAUUAUGUAAUGAUGUAAUCUAUUUAAAGAACAAUAGAAUAAUAAAUUCAAAUAUUUCCAUGUUUAAACAGUUAAUGUUUAAGUGGUGAAAAACAUUUUUAAAUAAACUUCAUUUGAAACACAUGUAGUAGUCAUGUGUUUGUAUUAGAAUGAGUGACUGGGCAGGUCAGCCUAAACCUAUAUGAACCAGGUUUACUGAAUAAAGUAUUUUUAGUACUAAACAGCAGUGUCUCCUCCUGUGUAUGGCUGAAGUGUUUGGCUUUCUUCUCUUCAUAACAAAUGCCCCGGCCAUGCCUUGAUGAGGAGCCGUUCGUGUUUUUAGUCUUUCUGACAUCAGUUUAACGAUGCUUUUAAACUCUGAACACAACAGGUGCUUUAUCUGCAGCAGCUGACUGACUGAGCAGGUAUUAGUGAUUCAGGAGUCUUCUGGACUGCAUCUAAUUUCACUCAAUUUAAGAGCUACUUUUAGUGUUAAAGGCUUUGGGAAUUACCUUUUAGACCAUAAACUUAGGAGUCCUAAAGUUUGGACUGACACGUUUCUCUCAACGCAGCCAGUUCAGAGCUACUUUUAGUCCGAUGUUUUUUUGAAUACAACCCCAUGUUUCUGUAAUCCCCCACGGAAACCAGGUAUCUUGUAUACAUGACAUGUAAAAGAUCAGAUGACAGCAGAAAGGUUGACAUGCUUACUUAAGUGCAUCUAAACACUGAGUAAACUGGUAACUUACCUAGUGAUGCUUUGUCAGGCAGCCAUUUUCUAUUUGUGUUUUAUAAUUACUCUGUUGCAUGUUAAUCUUUGUUGCUGUGUCUCAAUGUUUAAUGUGUUGAUGUUGUUAAUUUGUUUCCUUUUAAAAAAGGAAAAAGCAGACAAAUAAAAAACCCACCUCAGA
Siniperca chuatsi (mandarin fish) is the source of this 1747-nucleotide messenger RNA. It is a transcript of the gene dnajc15, whose product is annotated as DnaJ (Hsp40) homolog, subfamily C, member 15. The transcript has 6 exons. NCBI's taxonomy places the organism in Eukaryota, Metazoa, Chordata, Actinopteri, Centrarchiformes, Sinipercidae. Gene Ontology annotation, biological process: protein import into mitochondrial matrix. The record is from RefSeq and is a predicted model, not a curated record. Bases 52 to 498 code for a protein of 148 amino acids. Gene Ontology annotation, molecular function: ATPase activator activity. Gene Ontology annotation, cellular component: PAM complex, Tim23 associated import motor.